This is a messenger RNA of Annulohypoxylon maeteangense, 1535 nucleotides long. RefSeq lists its product as uncharacterized. Bases 177 to 974 code for a protein of 265 amino acids. The record is from RefSeq and is a predicted model, not a curated record. The transcript is spliced from 2 exons. Lineage: Eukaryota; Fungi; Ascomycota; Sordariomycetes; Xylariales; Hypoxylaceae.
GGAAGUUACGCGAUCUUCAAUUUCUCAUUGUUCAACUUGCUUUUCAUACAUAUUAAUUCUGCAGGAAUAUCAAUCUCGACCAUUAAUCUUUGACGGGAUCGAGGUCGACACUUCUCUGCCAGUUACCUACUAGCUUGGAUUAUACCCAUACAUCGACUAGACUAGAUUUCUUCAAGAUGGCAGCUUGUAAAGUCUGUGAGCAGCCACUUGUGCUGGAGGUGGAAGAUGACGAUGGCAACGAUGAGCAGGAGUUCGUUCCUGAUGACCUGGAAAUUUCCUGUGGCUGCCAUUUUCACUGGCAAUGUCUCCUGGAUCAAGCCGCGGAAUUGGCUAAAUCGCUUAAGUGCCCAUCAUGUGGCGCUGAGAUUUCCACAAACACGAACACAGCAGGACCCUCGACGAGCAAUCCAUCCAUACAAUCAGUACCCGGUGCGGCUAUCUUAACAAGAUAUACCAACGAGGGUGGCGUUCAGGAGAACUACGAUAUUCUCCCUGAAAUCACCGAGGAAGCUUAUAUUGAGGCCAACCCUGAGGUUGUACCCGCUCGUGCCUAUCACGUCAUGUGUAGCAUAGGCGAUAUAGACAGCAUAUUAGCGAUACUGCGUGAUGCUGAGCAGUCGCAGGCAGAGCAGAUGGAAGAACAAGAUCGUGUGUUGAGCGCUGCACAACUCAUUCGUUACCAAGACCCACUAGAAGACUCGAAAAGUGGUUUGCACUUAGCCAUUGAAAAGGGACAAGAGGAGGUUGUGUGGUUGCUUUUAUGGAUAGCGUCUACGCUACCCACCGAAUCAUUCCCAGGACCGGCAGUGCAAGCGGCUCAAGCGAUGGGGAUCCAGCGGCCCAGCACGUUGGUUUCGGAAGAUAUCCGAGCGCUUAAGGAUAACCAAGGCCGGACGGGUGAGGCGGUCGCGGCGCAGAUGGGAGGCCUUUGGACGGCCAUAGUGCAGUCCGGUACCUUACGUCCCGAUUCCUAAAUUCAAUCCAUUCAAAGAUAUCGGGUUACACCAGGUCGCCUCGAUUACUGCAUAGAUCGAAACCUUUAUAUCCAUAAGUCCCCUUUUACCCUUUUUGGGGGCUUGGUCAAUUGUUGGAUAAGUUAAAUCGUGAUAGUCUUCAUGCGGGUGCUCUCUGCAGCGCCGAUCUCAUGAAACAAUGGCUAUUUCCAACCUACCCCUCACCAGCCCUCACCAAAAAUUCCGCCUCCUAUGCAUGUCCCCGAGAUCUACAUACAUAGCGACGUACGUGAUCGCCAAUAACAUAGUCGAAAGAUCUCUGGUAAUCAGAAAUGUGACGAGUCAUUUCUGUCGCUGUUCGCGAUUCUGACGCCAGCACAACGCAACUUGCGAUCGGGAGCGGGAGCAGCAAAAAAAGAAAAGAAAAUGUUACAGUAAGUUUAGCCACCCUAGGGCAGGAUAGGACGAGUCAUUCUCGGCAGAGAUUGCUGUAAAACAAAGCGAAUCCUACAAUGCUACCCAUUUUGCAUGUAUACCCAGUACCUAUUCUUUGCAUAUGUAUGCAAAACCCUGAAUCGGAAG